Molecule: messenger RNA, 5643 nt
Organism: Sabethes cyaneus
Lineage: Eukaryota; Metazoa; Arthropoda; Insecta; Diptera; Culicidae
Product: FH1/FH2 domain-containing protein 3-like
Exons: 13
Coding region: 535-4806 (1423 amino acids)
Biological process (GO): cortical actin cytoskeleton organization; actin filament network formation
Cellular component (GO): cytoskeleton; cytoplasm
Molecular function (GO): actin filament binding
Source: RefSeq, a predicted model, not a curated record
AGUGCGAUUUUCGGUAAUCGGUUCUGACGUUCUGACGGUUCUGAUUUUAUUUAUCCAAUUAGAAUUGCCGUGGAAUACGCCAGUGUUUAGUGCCAAUUGAUAGACCUAUUAGAAGUGAGGAGUCGAGCGAGUUGUGUUUUACGCAUCUGCCAAAGCGAGUAGAACAAAGUGGAAGUUUUAUCCAGUAAGAUUUAUGGUUUCGUGUGACUAAUCUACUGUGAGUGUGUACUGUGUUCUCGGAAUGCACUGAAGUAGAAGAUUGAGUGGAUUUAUUACACCGGUGAAAAUAAUUACUGCCUGUUAACGAAUCUGUAGCUGCUUAGACCCGACGGAAAAAGUGUGGCGUGAAGACGAAAACGGUCCGUGUUUUACUAAUUCAUGGUGAUAAAUGGUGCGUGUGUGGUCUGAAAUGUGAAAAUAUGCAGAGAAUUGCCCAUAGUUUGUGGUCAAAAUCUAGUAUUUGGUGGCUUUCGUCGAAGCAUUUGUGUAGUCAUUAGAGUGUGCGGCGGUCAGUGGUUGCAGGUUGCAGGAAACAUGGAUCCGGACGACUUGGUCACACUGCGGGUCCAGUACCUGGUGGAUAGUGAUCCAUUCAACAGUUUUGCCAUGUACCCGAUUCCGUCCCGGGCUCCAGCGUUCUCGUUCGUGGGCUCGGCACCGAUGGUGACGCAACUUGGCGCACUGCUGCGACAUCUGGGAGCACCGCAGAGGCUGGAUGAUGCAGCUCUGCAAGUGUACAAAGACGGCGAUUAUGGGGCCUACCUGGACCUGGAGUCGUCGCUUGCCGAGCAGUCCGAGGAGAUCGAAGGACUCAACGCUAGCCGCAAAAAUUCCCUCGUCGUCCGUACGCAGCUCAGCGUUCGAGUACACUCCAUUAUUGAAAAACUACUUUCCUCGGAGGGCCGCGAACUGCGCCGGGCUCUGUUUUCGCUGAAGCAAAUAUUCCAGGAGGAUAAAGACCUGGUUCAUGGUUUCGUGGCACUCGGCGGCCUGAAUUGUCUGGUGCAGAUCGGUAACGAAGCUGACCAGAACUAUCAAAACUACAUCCUUCGAGCGCUCGGGCAAGUCAUGCUGUACGUGGACGGCAUGAAUGGUGUGAUGAAACACUCGCCAACGCUCCAGUGGCUGUACUCGCUGAUCGCAUCCAAGUACCGGCUUGUGGUCAAAACUGCCCUCAAACUUCUGCUGGUUUUUGUAGAAUAUUGUGAGGGCAAUUGCUACCUCAUGGUCAGCGCCAUCCGGUUUAUCGAUACAGCGCGGGGCGUGGUGCCGUGGAAUAAUAUUAUGAGACUGCUCAAAGACUAUGAGAAUGCCGAUACUGAGCUUCUCAUCUACGCCACAUCGUUAGUCAACAAAACGUUGUCCGGAUUGAGUGAUCAGGAUAGUUUCUAUGAUGAAAGUGAUUUCUUGGAGCAGCAAGGCAUGGAGGGAAUCAUCCAGCGAUACAUGUCCAGACCGGGGACCGAUCUGGAUCUGCUAGACCAACUGCAGCUGUACGAAACAGUACUCCGAUUUGAGGAUGGCGAAACCGACGGUAUCCGAAUUCCGGACAACACUGUUCGAAAAACACUUCGCUACCGCUCGAACGAUACCAACGAUCGUCGCAAAUCCAGGAGACACAGCACAGGUACUGCUCCGAUGUCAGCGUCGCAACAGCCACCGCCGAUACCACCUCCACCACCACCACAGAUAUUAUACUCACUACCACCGAGUAUGCCUCCACCACCGCCUCCGCCAAUACCCCCUCCAGUUGCACCAGUGACGCUGUACGGACCACUGAAACUUCCAGGGCAGCAAGCACCAGAUGAGGAUAGUUCGAGCUCAGGUAAUUCAGCGGACCACACUCUAAACGGAUGUGGCUACAGGGAUGAUUCACGGGACACCACAGGUGUCACCCCAGGUCUGAGAAGACGACGAGAGCGUGCCGAACGGCAGAAGACUUUUAUGAGGGAACAACAGGAACUCAGUCAGUUCAAAGCUCAGGAAGAAACGAAUGGUCACGGUUACACGCUAACCCAAAGCCAUCAGCAAUCGCAACUGUUGGUACGUCUCCGGAAUGGACACGAACCACGCGGAAUAACACGGCUAAGCGGGGCUCAGCAACCGCCCACAAUCAGCGAGUACGACCCUUCAACGCGGGUAGCCAACCUAACUCAAUCUGUGAUCUAUAGUAAGCAUAACUGUACUAAUAAUAAUCAUACCGGAAUGAACGGCGAUCUCGCGCUGUCGGAUGGGACGAACGGAACCAGUCAGGAUUCGGUCGACUAUCGGAAUAGCAAAAAUCUGCUGCUUAGUAAACAAAACGGUGUAAGUAACGGACACUACGGCACUAGCAACGGCAAAAUCGAUGUCAACGGAAACAUGCCGAAUGGUAGAAAUGGCCUAUGCAGCAGUCCGGAAGAACUGGAUGAGAACGAGAGUCCAAACAUUAAGAUGAACGGAAACUAUGGGGAGAUGAAUGGAUAUGUAAAUGGAUAUGGAAAUCAUUUGAUCGGUUACCGACAGCAGCAGCAGCAGCAGCAGCAGCAAAACGGAAAGGACGACCUUAAGGUAAAAAGUAACGGUUAUGCAAAUGGUAAUGUAUCAACGAAUGGACAUCACGUGGAGCAGAAUGGGAAGCAGCCGGAGAUUUUAGCAGUGGAAUCGGACAAUGAGGACAAAAAGCUGAUACUGCAGCUGAAGAAGGAUCACACGGUGAAAGACCUAACGCAAAAGCUCAGUAGUCUGCCCCUAAGCCCCCAGGAGGACAAACCUCAGAACCGGAUCGGCGACAUGUCCGGUUUGAUUUCCAAAGCCAAGGAAGGGCUCGCCAAAAGCAAGAGCAACAAGGACAUCUCCCGUUCGCCCAGCGUGGACAGUGACAUCAAGAAGCUGGCAAGCGCCGAGCAGAAAAAAUCCGAAAACGAACUCCACUGGGAGGAAAUUGUGAAAAACAUGACACGGAAACUGAAUCUGUGUGACCUGGACUUUACCGAUCUCACGUCCGACGACGAUAAAGAUGUGCUUGCGCCUCGGGGCUUUGGCGGAGCCGUCCCACCGCCACCGCCACCCGGUGGCCUGAUGCAACCGGUCAAUGUUAUGCCACCGCCGCCGAACAUGAUGCGUCCUCCGCUCACCAAUCUGGUACCGCCGUCGUACACGCACGGCGGCAGUGGUCUAGCAAAUCCGGUAGGCAUGGCCAAUGGCGAUACCAACGGGAUGAAUACUAUUGUAAAAAAUAAAAAGACUGUGAAACUUUUCUGGAAGGAAGUUCGCGAGGACAUGAUUCCGACGGCGAUACAGCGUACCAUUUGGGACGAACUGCCGGAGGCCACCGUCGACACCCAGAAGCUGGAGCAUUUGUUCGAGUCCAGAGCCAAAGAUCUGAUGACAAAGAAGCAACAAGAGCUAAACAAAAACAAAGAAAUCAUCGUGCUCGACCACAAGCGGUCGAACGCAAUCAACAUUGCCAUGACGAAGCUGCCUCCCCCGAGGGCCAUCAAGGCGGCCAUCCUGAAGAUGGACGCCACGGUGGUCACCCGCGAAGGCAUCGAAAAGCUACUCAAUAUGCUGCCAACCGACGAGGAACGGUGCAAGAUUCAAGAAGCGCAAAUGCUCAAUCCAGAACUGCCACUCGGAACGGCUGAACAGUUCCUCCUGACGCUGUCCUCGAUAUCGGAGCUUGGAGCUCGACUGAAACUUUGGGCUUUCAAGCUGGACUUUGAGAACAUUGAAAAGGAAAUCGCCGAACCUCUGAUGGAUCUGAAGCAAGGCAUCGAGCUGCUGAAGAACAAUCUCACAUUUAAAUGUAUCCUAUCGACGCUACUGAAGAUCGGCAUCUUCCUCAAUGGAGCACCGGUUAAGGGGUUCCAAAUUGACUAUCUGGCCAAAGUACCUGAGGUGAAGGAUACCGUCCACAAGCACUCGCUAUUGCACCAUCUCUGCCACAUGGUCAUGGAAACACAAGCCAACACAACAGAUUUAUACUCGGAAAUUGGUCCUAUUACGCGUGCCUCGAAAGCAGAUUUCGGCGAGCUGGCCCACAAUGUCAACUAUUUGGAAACGGAAUGUAAAGCUUCCUGGGAUCGACUGAAACUGAUCAGUAAGCACGAUACGGCACCGCAUCUGAAGCAAAAGCUGAUCGACUUCCUGGCGGAUUGUGCCGAACGAAUCAUCAUCCUCAGCAUCGUUCACAGAAGAGUACUGAACCGGUACCGAAAAUUCCUAUUAUGGUUAGGAGUUCCUCAGCAUCGCAUCACUGAAUCUCGGCCAAAUGAAUUUUGUCGGAUAGUGUCGGAGUUUGCCCUCGAGUACCGCACCACGCGGGAACGCGUUCAGCAGCAGAUCGAAAAGAAGGCCAAUCACCGAGAGAGAAACAAGACUAGAGGCAAGUUGAUUGUCGAUGUAGGUAAAUUCAAAGGUACUCAGGAGGAUCGAGCCGAUGUUGAAUUGAGGACACUACUGGGAACACCAACCAAAGGACCGGCCGGUGAAGAGGUCGAGAUGAGUGGAACAUUGACCUGGCGGCGGAGACGGGGUGAUGCUACGGCCUCACCGGUAACUUUGAUGAACACCAGCGGACACAGUACGCUGAACAGUAGUUACACCGGUAUCAACCAUAGCCGAGACGAAAGCUUUACCGAUGGGGACGAUGAAAUCCUGGAAUCUCUUGUUAAAACGGCAACCAAAGCGGCUACUCCCCGACCAACGCAACGAGAGCGAAAGCGAACCCGCCAGGCAGAUCGGAAGUCCUUAAGACGAACGCUGAAGAACGGUUUAUCCGAGGAGGAGAAGCAACACGUGGCCUCGCUGAUAAAAGGCUAUUAGCGAAGCUCAUCGACCGGAGCCAAAUUUAGGACCAAUUAUCAACCCUUUCCCCUUUCUGAUGAGCGGAUGCAAUAGAAUUAGAGGAUUGCCAAAUGUUCCGGCAGUGUGAAGCAACGAAAAAGUGUGAUGAUGUCAAACAAUAAAUUCUGCUAAGGCAAGUUUAGGCUUAGAAACAAUACGGAAAUUAUCCUAAAAUGUGAUAGCAAAAAAACUGUUUGCUAAAUUUAUUAAAACAAACAAGCGGAAAACAAAACCUUCUAGGAACGUGCAAAUGGCCGGAUCGACUGCGUUUUUAAUUCAGGAACAAGAGGACGUAGCUGGAAGGGCGAAUCCAUGGAAUAGACUAGUCCAAAAUAAUUCAAUUUGCCCUAAUUUAAAAUCGCCCGUUCAACAAUCACUCCGGAUCGUUGUUGACGGAUCAGCACGCUAAUGAAAUGGCAAUUUAAUUAGGUAUCAUUCUCUCCUAACGAACAUUUAAACUGUUAUUUCAUACCGUAAGGGGGGAACUAACUUCAGUGAUGGCAGAAAAAGAUUUUAAAUGAAACGAAAGCAUUGUUAAAAUAGAUUCUCCAAAAAAAGAAAGAAGAUACAUACGAAUUCUCCUACGAAUCUAAAUCAUUUCAUGGAACCAGGAAAUGUAACAUUUCAAUUGUAGCAUAGCUGUAACUCAACUAUUCUAUAUAGAGUAUAACUUAUUGAUGAUAUAUCAAAGAACUACGCGGAAUAACUGACAUUUGGUCGAAUGACAUGAGAUUCAGAAAUGCAUCACAAUUCAGUUCAGUUAAGUUUCGACCAUCGGUCAUUCGACGAAAUGUCCCAAAGCCAAACUACACAAAU